AUGGCCACCAACAACAGCUCGCAUAAAUGCCACUCCCACCGCAACCAUCACCAUCAAAAGGUGUACCCGAAUUUUAGUUUAAAGAAUAAAGUAUACGUCGUAACUGGAGGUGGUCGGGGACUAGGGCUAUGCAUGGCAGAGGCAAUGACUGAAGCCGGUGCUGAAGUGCACUGUCUUGAUAUACUGAAGGAACCCGCUCCUGAAUUUGUUGAAACGCAAGAGCUAGCAGCUAGAUCCCAUGUUGGCUCGCUGCAUUACCAUCAUACCGAUGUGCGGGACACGAAAUUCCUCAACGACACAGUUGUGAAAAUCGCAGGGAGCCACCACAGGAUCGACGGCCUUGUGGCUGCCGCGGGCAUUCAACAGAUCAUGCCAGCAAUCGAUUAUACAGCAGAGGAUAUCACACGGAUAAUGGACGUAAACUAUACAGGAGUUUUCAUGACCGCCCAAGCAGUGGCCAGACAAAUGAUUGCGUACAGAAACCACGGUUCCAUCGUCCUAAUUGCAAGCAUGAGCGGCCUCAUUGCAAACAGGGGCUUAAUUUCGCCGGCAUACAACGCUUCGAAAGCCGCGUUAAUCCAACUGGCGAGAAGUCUUGCAAUGGAAUGGGGUCAGGAGGGAAUCCGGGUCAAUUCGCUCUCACCAGGCCACAUUGUUACACCAAUGGUAGAGAAGAAUUUUGACGAAGUGCCUGGCCUCGACAAGAUCUGGGAGAAGGAGAAUAUGCUUGGACGCCUGGCGCGGCCGGAGGAGUUCACGGGCGCGGCCAUUUUUAUGUUGAGCGAAGCCAGUUCUUUCAUGACUGGGAGUAAUUUAGUUAUCGACGGAGGGCAUACGGCUUGGUAA
Histoplasma capsulatum G186AR is the source of this 846-nucleotide messenger RNA. RefSeq names its product oxidoreductase. Gene Ontology annotation, cellular component: intracellular anatomical structure. The coding region runs from base 1 to 846 and encodes 281 amino acids. The record is from RefSeq and is a predicted model, not a curated record. Lineage: Eukaryota; Fungi; Ascomycota; Eurotiomycetes; Onygenales; Ajellomycetaceae. Gene Ontology annotation, molecular function: oxidoreductase activity, acting on NAD(P)H, oxygen as acceptor. The transcript is spliced from 2 exons.